AUGGGAGAGAGAAAAGUCUCAGGGCAGAAUAGGCGCAGUUUUGUAUUACGUCACGAUCCCGCCUACCUUCUACCACCACCAUCGCCGUCUUCACGACCACUUUCUCUUGAAUUCAAACUAGGCACCAUGCCUGUCCCCUCAGAGGCUCCGACCAGGUACUGUCUCCAAUGCGAUUGCCCUGCCUGCCAGCAAAAGAUUGACGCUGAGGGUUUUUCCGACCAAUGCGACCAAUGCGGACGCGUGGAUGGUGGAGCGUAUACCUCAACCCCUCCGAAAGCGAGACCCAAAGCAGACAACAAAACCCCCAAAGCGCGUUCAGUGACGGCCUCAGCUUCCUCGAGUCAGAAGGGUCGCGCAGAUACUAAAGCUUUGGCGGCCAACCCGCCCCUGAACCUGCCCCCAGGAAUUGAUAGGGCCUGCGCCAUAACCCUUCGAUUCGGGCCCGCGGCGGGUACGCAAACCUGCCAUGUUGUAGCGAGGAAAAAGGAUAUGGGCCCUCUGGAGUUCUUGUGGGGCAUGGGCCACAAGGAGUUCGACGUGGACACGUCCACGAAUUUAUUGCGGUUGUCUCCAGAGCUUCACCAGACGUUCGAUGAAGGCUAUUGGGCGCUGCUUCCCAUGGACUUCGAGAUACUCUCCUCCAUGCAGCUCUUCUAUGAAUCAUGGCCGACCUGCACGGAAGUGACUGAAGACUCUUACAAGGACUUUCAGAAGGUGUCGCACUAUGGAAACAGGAAGGGGUUCCUUUAUGCCUUCCUUCCACUCUCUCGCCCAAAACGCUUCAGUAUGCCCAUCGUUCGCCUUAAAUCGCCUCUCCUCGAUCCUCCAAGUGCAGCUGACCUGUUCUUUUUCCCACACGCCAACUUCCCAGUCCUGACUCUUGACAUCGAGCCCCACUACGUCAUCUGGAAUCUCGGUCAGAAGUUCAAGGCGCGAGGACUUCUUCCGACCUACAUUUCCAACGAUCCCGAUCUAGUGGGCCCUUUGGCGAAAUAUAACUCCCCCCUCAAGCUUUCCUUAGAGAUUUUCGCGAUGUGGGACAAGCUCCAAACCCCGACGUGGUUUAUCAACAAGGGUCCGGAUGUCAAGCUGCCUCCGAAUGCGGCUGACGGCCCAUCUGAGUAUGGCACGCGUAGCAAGAAGCGUAGACGUACUGGUGGUGGCGGGGGUGCUGACGGCGGCGAUGGAGAUGGAGCGUCUGGCUCAUCAGGAUGUAACGCCCAAGAGAAUGUGGAAGGGGAACUGAAGGAAGAGGGGGUCGGACCCGACGACUCGUCCUCCCAGCAGCACAUUUCUGACUCUACGGAUGAGUCGUCCGAUGAACUUGAGGACGACUUCAUGGAGACGCAGGAGGCUUUCUCGAACCGGAUUCAUGGAUAG
Molecule: messenger RNA, 1380 nt
Organism: Cyclocybe aegerita
Lineage: Eukaryota; Fungi; Basidiomycota; Agaricomycetes; Agaricales; Hemipholiotaceae
Source: the annotation of a GenBank genome assembly